ACUAGUGGCUGUGGACUGCCCAGCUCGGAGCAGCCCCUCUUUGACCGCCAUUGUCCGUAGACCUUGUGCGGUGGAGAAGCAGCCCCAUGAAGGUGCCCAGCCAUGCAAUGUUCCUGGAAGGCGGUCCUCCUGCUUGCCCUGGCCUCCAUCGCCAUCCAGUACACGGCCAUCCGCACCUUCACCGCCAAGUCCUUCCACACCUGUCCAGGGCUGUCGGAGGCGGGGCUGGCGGAGCGCCUGUGCGAGGAGGGCCCCACCUUCGCCUAUAACCUCUCCCGCAAGACCCACAUCCUCAUCUUGGCCACCACGCGCAGCGGCUCCUCCUUCGUGGGCCAGCUCUUCAACCAGCACCUGGACGUCUUCUACCUGUUCGAGCCCCUCUACCACGUCCAGAACACGCUGAUCCCCCGCUUCACCCAAGGCAGGAGCCCCGUCGACCGGCGGGUCAUGCUGGGCGCCAGCCGCGACCUCCUGAGGAGCCUCUACGACUGUGACCUCUACUACCUGGAGAACUACAUUAAGCCGCCGCCCGUCAACCACACCACCGACAGGAUCUUCCGCCGCGGGGCCAGCAGGGUGCUCUGCUCGCGGCCGGUGUGUGACCCUCCGGGGCCCGCUGACCUGGUCCUGGAAGAGGGGGACUGCGUGCACAAGUGCGGCCUGCUGAACCUGACGGUGGCGGCCGAGGCUUGUCGCGAGCGCAGCCACGUGGCCAUCAAGACGGUGCGGGUGCCCGGGGUUAAUGACUUGCGGGCUCUCGUUGAAGACCCCCGGUUAAACCUCAAGGUCAUCCAGCUGGUCCGAGACCCUCGGGGCAUUCUGGCUUCACGGAGCGAGACCUUCCGCGACACGUACCGGCUGUGGCGGCUGUGGUACGGCACCGGGAGGAAACCCUACAACCUGGACGUGACGCAGCUGACCACGGUGUGCGAGGACUUCGCCCAGUCGGUGUCCACCGGCCUCCUGCGGCCCCCGUGGCUCAAGGGCAAGUACAUGUUGGUGCGCUACGAGGACCUGGCCAGGAACCCCAUGAAGAAGACCGAGGAGAUCUACGGGUUCCUGGGUAUCCCCUUGGACGGCCACGUGGCCCGCUGGAUCCAGAACAACACGCAGGGCGACCCCGCCUUGGGCAAGCACAAGUACGGCACCGUGCGCAACUCGGCCGCCACCGCCGAGAAGUGGCGCUUCCGUCUCUCCUACGACAUUGUGGCCUUUGCCCAGAACGCCUGUCAGCAGGUGCUGGCCCAGCUGGGCUACAAGAUGGCCGGCUCGGCGGAGGAGCUGAGGAACCCCUCAGUGAGCCUGGUGGAGGAGCGGGACUUCGGCCCUUUCUCGUGACGCGGGCGCCGUGGGCGGGGGUGGGAGGCACCCGUGUCGGUUUUGAUAAAAUGGACCGUUUUUAACUGUUGCCUUAUUUCCUCCUCCCUCUCCCACUCUGUCUUCGUGUCCUUCCUGCCCCCUGCCCACCCCACUCCCUUCUGCCCUUUUUGUCUCUGAAAUUUGCACUAUGUCUGGGACGGGAAUCACUGGGGCAGAGGGCGCCUGAAGUGGGGUACGCCCCCACCCCACCCCAGUCAGACACACGGAUGUUGGGUCUCUCUCUACGUGGACAGUGACAAUGUUUACAAGCACCACACUCACACAUUCACACACGCACACGGGCACCCACCGGGAGAGGCACCCCAGCCACACAACUUGUCGAGCUUUUGGAAAGGACGAAUGGUGGGGGACUGUCGUUUUUGCACUGUCUUAUUUCUACAAGCUAAGAGGAUAAGAGCGAAAGGACCACCUCUCCCUAAUUUAUGAAUGAUGUCUAUCCCUUCUCCAGCCCUGCUUCCUGCCUCUGACACCCAUUUUUCCCCUUAGAGCAGAGAAACUGCCCCCUCCUGCCCGCCCUUGCCUGUGGUGAGCAGGUUUUUACUGUGAGGUGAACGUGGACCGUGUUUAUUUUUCCUAGUCUGUGGCGAUGCUGUCUGUCUGUCUGAGUCUUGUGGCUGCCCCUGGACCAGUGAUGACUGAUGAAUCUUAUGAGU
Molecule: messenger RNA, 2033 nt
Organism: Cynocephalus volans (Philippine flying lemur)
Lineage: Eukaryota; Metazoa; Chordata; Mammalia; Dermoptera; Cynocephalidae
Gene: CHST1
Product: carbohydrate sulfotransferase 1
Exons: 2
Coding region: 103-1338 (411 amino acids)
Biological process (GO): N-acetylglucosamine metabolic process; keratan sulfate proteoglycan metabolic process; carbohydrate metabolic process
Cellular component (GO): trans-Golgi network; Golgi membrane
Molecular function (GO): N-acetylglucosamine 6-O-sulfotransferase activity; keratan sulfotransferase activity
Source: RefSeq, a predicted model, not a curated record